CUUUUUAUGGCAUAUUUUUUCCAUCUCUUUUGCUUUGAGCAUGCGAUGACGCGUGGCCAUUAGUACGCGAGGUGUCCUCAAUCCUCCAGUUAACAUCCAUGUUUUACAGUAGUACAAAGAUUGGAAUAGAGUACCCACCUGAAUAGGAAGGCCAAUUGCAGCAGAUUAAAGUUUACGUUGACCUGCACUAACAAGUUAAGAUACUAAGGUUACUCCCUACUAGUCUUGUUUGUACUACGGACACGAAAGAUGUUCUCCAAUCAAAAUUGGGCUUCGAUACUGCCAGCAUUUCAACCCAUCGGAUGGUUUCAUACUACGAGAAGCAAAACAUGUUGUCUCCACUUAUCCCAGCAAACCAUUUGUACUUAAUGGACACCAGUUCGCCGCCGUAGCGACUUCAGAACACUCGUUCUUCUAACAAUGUUGCCAGUAAAAUCUCUAGAAGAUUUGAGUGCUCUAGGGCUCCCAAGCAUUUUGGGGGCAAUUGCUGUCUCGGUGAGCACAACCAAUGGCCUGCACUGGAACAAUACUAAAUGGACUUAGUAUGUUAUUUACUCUCUGGGUGUUGCACUCUACAACAUCACGUUACACCCUCUGGCGAAAGUUCCAGGACCAAAAUUGCGAGCAGCGUUCGAGUUCGUUAAACACUAUGAGGUGAGUUCUUACACACCUUUUCCUUCGUCCAAGGCAAUUCAGAUCGGUUAAAUAGUUUCCUUCCGAAUCUUUCCCAAAGCUUUGAAUAUGAAACAGCAACGUAGUUUCUGAUUUUGAGAUAUUCCAUAGGCUUGGAAUGGUAUCGAUAUCUAUUCCGUGAAAAAGUUGCACGAUCAAUAUGGACCUACCGUUCGAAUUUCUCCUGAUACUGUCUCGUUCAACAACGGUUUGUAUUCUCUGAUUCAUCUAUUUACCUCCUUCGGGUUCUUCCCAGCGACAAGACAAUAUUUUGCCUGGGGAGAGCCUUCUCUCGUCCUAAAUCCUCUCUUGAGAAUCCUAAAAUUGUUCUAGUUCAAAAUGCUGACUUUAAGGGGCUAAACAGAAGAGGCAUGGCUAGGUACUAUAAAUCUAACAUCCUGUCCCAAUUUCCACUAACAAAAUUCUAGCUAUCUACGGGUCAAGACAGGGGAAGAAACAAAUUCCUAAAGACGCGGGCUUCUACAGGGCUGACAACCAAGGCAAUGCUGACAGUUUAAUAUGUGAGUCUGUGUGAUAUGGACCAAGUGAUAUGUUUCAUUAACCCCAUACUAGCUGCUGAUGACGCGGGUCACAUGCGAAUGAGACGUGCAGUAUCCCACGCCUUCUCUGAUGCCGCAGUGAAGGGGCAAGAACCUUUGAUUACCCAUUACUUCGAUUUGCUUAUCGAAAAGCUCCAUGCCAAAGCUAGCGGACCGACAGAAGGUCUGGUGAACCUCGUUCACUGGUUCAAUUUCACCACAUUCGAUAGUAAGUGCUUUUCAAUUCAAUCCUUCCUCCGUUUUCAUUUCAAGAGGGUGCAGAUACUCUCCCCUCAAGACACAAUGUUUUCCUUCCCGGGCCGUCUUCAAACUUCAUAGCACUAUUCGCCUUGGAAAUGCUGACUCUGGGGGAUUCUACAGUCAUUGGAGACCUUACCUUUCAGGAUUCAUUUGACGCGCUAGAGACCGAGGAGUACAAUCACUGGAUUGCAAAUAUCUUCAAUUCAACCAAAGUUGCUCGGAUUUUUAUGAUCAUCAACUCGUACCCACUGAUUGGCAUACCGAUAUCAACACUGCUCAAACAUGUUCCUCAACUCCAACAAGCACGACUUAAACACUAUCAGUAUACUGAAGAGAAAACGUUACGACGACUGAACGCCAGCUCAGACAGAAAUGACUUUGUGAGGUAAACCUCACCUUCUCCCCUCAAGAUCAUGAACAGAGAUGCUAAUUGGGAAUAAGCUACAUCCUUCGCCACAACGACGAAAAGGGGAUGAGUAGAGAAGAAAUGAUACAAACAUGCAACCUUUUUAUUCUAGCCGGUAGCGAAACCACUGCGACAUUGCUCAGCGGUCUGACUUAUCACUUACUUCAAAAUCCAUCUACUAUGUAUAAACUCGUCAAGGAGAUCCGUGAGGCGUUCCCGGAUCCUAAAUCGAUGACUUUCAACUCGCUUUCGCAACUGAAAUACAUGCAGGCUUGUAUUCAGGAAGCCUUUCGCUUAUACCCCCCUGUGCCGAUUCUUUUGCCGCGCAAAACUGAGCAUGACGUUGUCAUCAAUGGUCAUUCCAUUUCUAAGAAUGUAGGCUUCCAUACCCACUGUCUUCGCGCUCUUGCUAACGAUUUUCAGACUGUAGUUGGUGUUCAUCAGGUCCGUUUUUCUAGAUCCCUUUUCCUCGUUAUAAUUUAUAUUAGGGGAUCCAAGUCCCCUCAUUCCUCGAGACGACACCCCGAUAUUUCUUGAGAUUCCCCUUGAUUGCUAUGAACAACAAUACUAACCGAGAGUCCCAACAGUGGAGCGCCUAUCACUCAGAAGCAAACUUUGCCGAAUCCGAAAAAUUCAUCCCAGAGCGAUGGCUAGACGAUCCCCGAUUUGCGAGCGACAAACGUGGAGCCGUGCAGCCAUUUUCCUUCGGAACCAGAAACUGCGUUGGUCAGGUAAGCCUCCCCCAUCCACAAACAAAUUCGGCCAUCAUAAUCUAACUGCAUUAUAGCAUCUCGCACUUGUGGAGAUGAAGUCUAUCCUCGGUCGUCUACUUUGGCACUUUGAAUUGAGUCUCUGCGAGGAUAGCUUGAACUGGACGGAUCAGAAGGUUUACUUCCUGUGGGAGAAGAAGCCUUUGAAUGUCAAGUUGACGGCGAGGAAGUAGUCCAGAGCUUAAGAUUAUGAAGCGAGUUUCUUGUCUGAUGUGACGUUCCCCAGCGGUGUUUCACUUUCUGUACAUUAGGUUUGUAGGCUUGUAUCUUAUCUCCACAACGUCGCAUAUGCACA
Molecule: messenger RNA, 2943 nt
Organism: Hymenoscyphus albidus
Lineage: Eukaryota; Fungi; Ascomycota; Leotiomycetes; Helotiales; Helotiaceae
Source: the annotation of a GenBank genome assembly